Messenger RNA from Medicago truncatula (barrel medic), 845 nucleotides. RefSeq names its product protein METHYLENE BLUE SENSITIVITY 2. The transcript has a single exon. The record is from RefSeq and is a predicted model, not a curated record. The coding region runs from base 172 to 492 and encodes 106 amino acids. NCBI's taxonomy places the organism in Eukaryota, Viridiplantae, Streptophyta, Magnoliopsida, Fabales, Fabaceae.
UAAAUAUCGAGUUUAUCGCUCUCCACCUCAAACGCUUUCUUUCUUGUUCUUGGUUUAGGGUUUUCUUCACCCAUUAGGGUUAGGGUUCAAUUUUCCCCUUUUCAAUCCCCAAAUCAAAAUUCAAUCAAAACCUCAAAUUUCUCACCUUUUCUCACUCAAUCAUCAAUCAAGAUGACGGGAAAAGCGAAGCCAAAGAAGCACACGGCGAAGGAGAUCCAAGCCAAGGUUGACGCGGCGCUAACGAAUCGCGGCGGAGGAAAAGCCGGUUUGCUUGAUCGGAUCGGCGUUGAAAAGGGUGGACACGCCAAGUGGGAGUGCCCUCACUGCAAAAUCACAGCACCUGAUGUGAAAUCGAUGCAGAUUCAUCAUGAUGCUAAGCAUCCAAAGAUCCCUUUUGAAGAAGAAAAGCUUGUUAACAAACAUGCUUCUACCGCUGCUCCUGCUGAAUCCUCCAAGCCUCGCCCUGGUGUUCGUGGUAGCCUCAAAAAGUGAUCUUUAUCAUCAUCAACAUCAUCGUGUGACUUUAAUCGACCCUUCAUUCAUGGCUUUUACUAUAUGUUCUAUUUUGUAAUCUUUUUCUUUUCAAGUUGUCUUUUUUUAGAGGGUUUUUGAAUAAUUUGUCAAAUGGGUAUGCUUAGGUACUUUUAUGUCUUUUUAAUAUCAAAAUGAUGCAUUUUGGAUAUGAAUGUUGUUAUGAUGCUGUCUAUGAAGUGGUGCUGAAAAGGGUUGUUGAUGGGAAUUGGAUUCAGUUGUGCUGUUAUUGAUUUGGCCCUUCUUAAAACCUUGAAUGUAAUAUAUUGUUCCCUGGAUGGAGGUUAAUAUGAUGGUGCUACUAGUUACUACUA